CCGGAAGCGGAGCGAUGCCGAUCGGUCUGGCGGCCCCUCGCGUGCACCACGCCGGAGACAAAGCCAGCGCGUGAGCGGCGCCCUCGGUCCGCGCUCCCGGGUAGGGUGAGCGUCAAAGCAGGAGCACUGAACCAGGCUACCAUCUGACGACCAUCAGCUACUGCUGCCAGUCCGUCCCCUGCCCAGGCUUGUCACCGUGUCAUCUCUCAGCAGGGGCAACAGAAUGAAAGAAGGCAUGUCCAAUAACAGCACCGCCAGCAUUUCCCAGGCCCGGAAGGCUGUGGAGCAGCUGAAGAUGGAGGCCUGUAUGGACAGGGUGAAGGUGUCCCAGGCGGCAGCAGACCUCCUGGCCUACUGUGAAGCCCACGUGCGGGAGGACCCUCUCAUCAUCCCGGUGCCUGCGUCAGAAAACCCUUUCCGAGAGAAGAAGUUCUUCUGUACCAUCCUCUGACUCUCCAUUUGUUGUGGAAAUGUCUCCUUUUCUGUCCAUAAAACCCCUGGUAGAGACUGCGCAUGCUCUUAACUUUAGGGAGCC
Molecule: messenger RNA, 535 nt
Organism: Phacochoerus africanus (Common warthog)
Lineage: Eukaryota; Metazoa; Chordata; Mammalia; Artiodactyla; Suidae
Gene: GNG4
Product: G protein subunit gamma 4
Exons: 4
Coding region: 224-451 (75 amino acids)
Biological process (GO): G protein-coupled receptor signaling pathway
Cellular component (GO): heterotrimeric G-protein complex
Molecular function (GO): G-protein beta-subunit binding
Source: RefSeq, a predicted model, not a curated record